Molecule: messenger RNA, 2879 nt
Organism: Pangasianodon hypophthalmus (striped catfish)
Lineage: Eukaryota; Metazoa; Chordata; Actinopteri; Siluriformes; Pangasiidae
Gene: mafaa
Product: v-maf avian musculoaponeurotic fibrosarcoma oncogene homolog Aa
Exons: 3
Coding region: 1163-2386 (407 amino acids)
Biological process (GO): regulation of transcription by RNA polymerase II
Cellular component (GO): nucleus
Molecular function (GO): DNA-binding transcription factor activity, RNA polymerase II-specific; RNA polymerase II cis-regulatory region sequence-specific DNA binding
Source: RefSeq, a predicted model, not a curated record
GCUGUCAACACACAACCUGGCCGUUUCUCACGUUUCUCCAUUUUCUCCAUUAACGCCUCUUCCCUUGGCCUGGGCUUUUCUGUAUGCUAAUUCACGCAGGUGUCGCUAGAGGGCGUGUCGAGGCUGGUCCUAUAGCGAGAGGCUCAUACAGGAAUAUGCAAAUGAACCCGACGCUGCGUCUUCGCAUUGGUCCGCGGAUGCUACAGGGAGUGGGAGGGGUUUGACCAUCUGGCUGUAUAAAUAAACUCAUGUGCCGCUUGCUCUCUGUAUACUUCAGUGACACGGUGUGAAGUCGGUGGGGCAGAGAGAGCGAAAGCGCUGGAGGAAAAGAGCAAGCAGUUUACAGGGAUCUACUGUUUCAUAUAUAUAUAUAUAAACAACAACAAUAAAGUAUAUCAAAGCUGUCCUGACGGAGGAGAAGGCACGCAGGUAGCUCGGGAUAUCCGCUGACAGACUUCAGUACUCUUUCUGUGGGCUGUCCCAUCGCUGGAACUUACUGUGAUUUCAUUUUUUUUUUUUAUGUAUGUGUUUUCUUGCUAUGUUUCUUACUGACUCUCCUUAGCUAACCAUUCCACUUAACUGGACUGAUUAAGUGGCUGAUGGUUCGAGUUGUCGGUGCUGCUGGUGACUGUUCCGCGCGAGUGAGGAAACUUCCAGCUGUUUGGCCCUGUGUGAGGACAGCUGUGCACAGCUGGAGACAAGGGAUAACCGCACGUGCAAAAACAGAAGAAAAGUUGGGCAAACCUGUUUCUGGCAUUUUCUACAAUUUACGCUUCACCUGAAGGCGCGUUUAGAGGACUGAAGCAAAGACAGUUCUGAAGUGUCGAGUUCGUGCAUUUGACCCGAGUGAAGUUGUCAACAAGAGGAGCGCAGAGGCGACCUGGCAGGUGUACAAGUGAGUUUACACGUGUGCUGCACGUCUAGCCCUGCUGCUAUAAAUAGAAGCCGUUCUACGCACUAAAAUCAGAGAAACAGAUGCUAAAGAGCUGUGCGUGAAACAUCCCACCUGCACAGUCUUCACAGGACAGCACAGGACACUACAGGACAGCACAGGACACUACAGGACAGCACAGGACACUACAGGACACUACAGGACAGCACAGGGCCUCUCACUCCCCCUCGCUUUGGCUCUGAGGCUGCACGUGUCCUCGCAUGGACUGACAUGGCUGCGGACCUCGCCAUGAGCGCUGACCUGCCCAACAGCCCCCUGGCCAUCGAGUAUGUGAACGACUUCGACCUCAUGAAGUUUGAGGUGAAAAAAGAGCCGCCUGAAGCCGAGCGCUACUGCCACCGCUUACCGCCGGGCUCUCUCUCCUCCACGCCCAUCAGCACGCCCUGCUCCUCCGUGCCUUCCUCGCCAAGCUUUUGCGCACCGAGUCCCGGCGCACAGCCCGUCCAGAACCUCGGAGUUAACAACAACAACAACAACAGCAGCAGCAGCAAUGGUGGAAACAACAGCAGCAACAGUACUCAAGGCGCCUCGGGCAAGCCCCAGCUGGAGGAUUUCUACUGGAUCCCUAACUACCAGCACCACAUCAGCCCCGAGGCGUUAAACCUGACCCCUGAGGACGCGGUAGAGGCGCUCAUUGGCAACGCGCACCACCACCACCAUCACCAUCACCACCAGCCCUACGACACGUUCCGCGGGCAGCAGUACGUCGGCGAGGACCUGUCGACCUCCUCGAACGGCUACCACCACGCGGCGCACGCCCACCACGCGCACCACCACCACCACGGCCACCACACGCACGCGCGCCUCGAAGACCGCUUCUCGGACGAGCAGCUCGUCAGCAUGACGGUGCGCGAGUUGAACCGGCAGCUGCGCGGCUUCAGCAAGGAGGAGGUGAUCCGCCUGAAGCAGAAGCGGCGCACCCUGAAGAACCGCGGCUACGCGCAGUCGUGCCGCUACAAGCGCGUGCAGCAGCGGCACAUGCUCGAGACCGAGAAGUGCACACUGCAGAACCAGGUGGAGCAGCUCAAGCAGGACGUGGCGCGCCUGGCCAAAGAGAGGGACAUGUACAAAGAAAAGUACGAGAAGCUCGCAGGCCGGAACUUCACCGGCGGCAGCAGCGGCACCCGGGACCCGUCCAGCGGCAACCACGGCAAAGCCUCAUCGGCGGAUUUCUUCAUCUUUAGUGUGCACUUGGAAAGAAGAACAAGAGAAAAGGAAGACAGAAGAGUGGAAAUUGAGAGAGGCAGAGGAAGAGCUUCUGUGUUCUCUGGCGUCUCAGCUGCACUGCCGAUGAGAUUCCCCUGUAGUCAGCGUCUCUACGGGCUCGGUUUACGGGAGAGGCAGACAACACACCCACACGACCACAAUGGACAACCCGUUCACACACUCACAAGCUACACAGCAAGUGUGUGCGGCUUCUGCACACUUACUUAAGCCGAUGCACAGGCCAAACUUGAGCACGUGACUCCUCUGUUCAAGGAGACAAGUGGACCCAAAUCAUGCCAGCAAAAAUAAGUGCCCCCACAGCAUAAUAAAGCCACAGAAAUGUGAGUUACACGAAUUGUUAUGAAUUUACAAGCAUGAGAACAUGUUUGUUCUCUGUCACCAGGUCAAUUUCCUCUUUUUUCAGACUGAAAAAUAUGCGGGUGAUUGUUUGAUGACUCAAGUGGGAUUCACUGCAGUGCUUAAGUAGCUGACAUGCACGUGACAGUGAGAGUUCUGCCUUCCUUCUUGAUUUUCAGAUAUUUUGACCUCCUAUAACCUCAGAAAACAUGUUUUUGCUGACCUGUUGAGAUCACUGUGUUCCUGCAGCUUUCACUUCCUUCAUCUGCAGACAUGAGUGACAGCACUUCAGAGGACCCUGAGCUUAUCAAUACUCAGUUGAGAUGUCUGGACUUGUGUAAUGUGUAUGCAUGUGUAUUUACCA